Molecule: messenger RNA, 5163 nt
Organism: Hyaena hyaena (striped hyena)
Lineage: Eukaryota; Metazoa; Chordata; Mammalia; Carnivora; Hyaenidae
Gene: UBE2H
Product: ubiquitin conjugating enzyme E2 H
Exons: 7
Coding region: 438-989 (183 amino acids)
Biological process (GO): protein polyubiquitination; ubiquitin-dependent protein catabolic process
Cellular component (GO): nucleus
Molecular function (GO): ubiquitin conjugating enzyme activity
Source: RefSeq, a predicted model, not a curated record
CCAAAGCGAGGCUGGGGUAGAGAGGCCGACUGAGCAGGAGUCGUCCGCUUGUCGUGGAGGCUGCUAGAGAGCCGGCGAGAGGGUGAGCGGGCGAGCAGGCGAGCGAGCUAGAGCAGGCAGGAGGGAGCGACGCGCGGCGCAGAGUAGCGCCGGGGCUGGGCCGCGGCGGAACCCACAGCCGGAGAGGGGCAGCCUGAGCCGGGUGCCGCGGGGUCCCCACCCCCACUCGGCCGGACAGUGCCCGGUGUUCCCCCGUGCGGGGGGCGGCGGCGGCGGCUGACCGGACCGGACAGGACCGCGGGGGUGUUGCCACCUCCGCCAAGGAGCCGGAGCGGCCGCGGGCUCCUCAGAGCCGGGGCCCGGGGCCCGUGAUAGACGGGCCGAGGAAAGGAGAGAGGCGGCGGCGGCGCAGGCGACGGGGAGGCAGCGGCGACACCAUGUCAUCCCCCAGUCCGGGCAAGAGGCGGAUGGACACGGACGUGGUCAAGCUCAUUGAGAGUAAGCAUGAGGUUACGAUCCUGGGAGGACUCAAUGAAUUUGUAGUGAAGUUUUAUGGACCACAAGGAACACCGUAUGAAGGCGGAGUAUGGAAAGUUAGAGUGGAUCUUCCUGAUAAAUACCCUUUCAAAUCACCAUCUAUAGGAUUCAUGAAUAAAAUUUUCCAUCCCAACAUUGAUGAAGCGUCAGGAACUGUGUGUCUAGAUGUAAUUAAUCAAACUUGGACAGCUCUCUAUGAUCUUACCAAUAUAUUUGAGUCCUUCCUGCCCCAGUUGUUGGCCUAUCCCAACCCCAUAGAUCCUCUCAAUGGUGAUGCUGCAGCCAUGUACCUCCACCGACCAGAAGAAUACAAGCAGAAAAUUAAAGAGUACAUCCAGAAGUACGCGACGGAGGAGGCGCUGAAGGAGCAGGAGGAGGGCACUGGGGACAGCUCGUCGGAGAGUUCCAUGUCUGACUUUUCGGAAGAUGAGGCCCAGGAUAUGGAGUUGUAGUAGAAAAAGCACCUGCUUUUCAGAAAGACUAUUAUUUCCUAACCAUGAGAAGCAGACUAUAAUAUUCAUAUUUAAACAAAGCAAUUUUUUUUAUUACUAAACAAGGUUUUUAUGAAUAAUAGCAUUGAUAUAUAUAUAUUAUAUAUCACCCUUUAGAUCUUGAUUUCCUGGUCAUUUCUCAACCUGAGGUGCAUAGCAUAUUCCCACAUUCCAUUUUGGUAGCAAUAUGCGGUCCGAAUGCAUGCAUCCAUAAGUCCGUUUGGCCAAGUCAGCCUGUGUGCUACUGAACUGUCAAAAGAAAUAGCCGCUCUGAUAGGUAGACAUGAGUAAAAAUAACAGGAAAAAGUUGCUUCUUGUAUUGAUGGUUCCAAAGAAACAAACCAAACCAACCAGCUCUUGGACGUGAAGAUAGUAUAGUGCUUUUUCAAAAUAGACGGGAGGCCCGGGCGGGGAGAGAGGCCUGCCCCUGCCGUGGGAGCCCGUAGAGUGGCCGAUGCCCAGUGGCUCCUUCCCGGGGGUCCUUGGGGGGCCCCGUUUCCGCAGAGUUAACACUUUAAAAUAGGGAGCUAAUUGGAGUAUUGAAACUUACAACGAUUUCUUGACUCUGGAUUUUAAGUACAUUUUUAUAUGUAGAUUCCUGCCCUUCUCGCUACCAGGCCCUGCAGCCACAAGUGUUUUGCUUUGGAGAACCUUUUGGAAGUGUUUCCUGAACCUGUCUUUUUCUUGGGGUAGAGCUUACAGGCCAUCCCUUGCUGGGAGGACAGGACGGAGGAGUGAAGUUGUUUCAUCUCAUCCAACACGUGCAGAACUGCUACCCUGGACUGAGAGCUUUAAAUUUGAGGGUGGUUGUGGGUGUUUCUGUGUUUUUUGUUGUGGUUGGGGCUUUUUUUUUUUUCCUUUGGGGGGUGUGUGUGUGUGUGUGUGUGUGAGUGAGUGUGAGUGUGGGAAUUGUGCUUAGACAAGUUGCAGAUUUAAUCUUCACCUACCAAGAGGUGGCCUCCUCCUUGGCAGCCGCUCAGUGGACCAUUAGACUCGGCGAGAAGACCCGUCUGGUGGCUGGGACUCCUGGGUGCUCUCAUUCACGUUUGGGGUUUGUUUUCCCUCCCGCUGCUGCUCUUGGCAGCUUCCUCGUCAUCAUCUGCUUGUGGGAGUGGGAAAUGGGUAUUUUAGACCCAACACACAGUCUAAAUUUAAAAUGAGUAAUAAUUGGAACAAAAUAAAGGUCCUUGUACCCAGAGUGAGUCUACAUGGGAAAAACCGCUUCUUUCAGAGUGUGACUGGGUUGGAGGAAAGAUUCGGAAAUACGAUGUGGUAGGACAGGUUUCGAAGGAGGAAAAUGUUCUCUCCCAUAUGUGUUAAGAGGAAAUCAGACAGUUGAAAAUGCCUGCUAAUCAAAUGUUUACUCAGCUAACGUACAUCCAGGUUGCCCACAGGGUUUCCUUUAAGUAGGAGUGUUGCCUGCUGAAUUUGGAGAACGUGAGACAGCAAGUCUGUAUCCCUUUUUUGCCACAACCAAUAGGACAAUAGCAGAACUAGCCAAUCCGAAAAAUGUUCUGGAGACAAUUUUGGAGUGUCCCACGGGGAUAAUUUUUCUUUCUGAUGUGUGUUUCUUUAGUUUAGAAGUGCGAUCUAUUCCACAAGAUUUGAGUCGGUGAGGGUUGGAAGAUACCCUAUCUUUUUUUAUCCAAAAAGCACAAUCAAUCUUUUCUUUAAAAAUCUAUAUAAAGUACAACUUGCUUUUAGCAUGAUUAUUUUCCUAAAUAAAAGACAAAGAAUUUACUUAUUUUAUGUUAAUUACGGGCAUGAAGCAAAGGUUUCCUUAAAAAAAAUCUAAAGUGCAGUUAUGUAGGGCUGUGGUUAGUUAACCGUACUGAGUUAUCUAUCUAGCAUCUGUGGCACGUUGGAGGGGUAGUGUUAACUAUUUAACAUGGAAUGGUGUGCUUUAACUCUUUUCUAGCGCAUGGUCUUCUCAUUAUUUUGGGGGAGGGAGGGUCUCUGCUGGCGCUAACCUGCUUACCUGCUGAAUUAGCAGUUUGCUUGUGCUAUAACCGUUUAAAUCGUAGGUGCGACUUAGGGUAGGCUUUAAAGUGCUGGGUGGUGAUAUGAGUUCAAACAAUAAAAAAUUGUAUUUUUUCAAUAUUGUAUAAACAAUAGUGUUCUAAUUACCUUUCAAAAAAAAAUAAUGUCCAGAUAAUAAUCGCUUUUAAUCUUGUCAGAAAAAGAAACAAAAAAUACUAGUAGAGCCAAGUUGCAGGGGGAAGGUAUGUGAGCCACGGCUCCGCUUCCCAACCAGAGCCUCUUUUCUCGGAUAAAAAGACGACAGCUCGCCGCCACUAGAGCUCCCUGGCACUGGGAGCCUCGGUGUUGUGGGAUUCCCAGACGACGUGUUGGGGGAGGUUGUGGGGGCUAAGAAGCAGAUCUGAGUGUAGCAUGGCUGUAGCACAUGUGCGUGUGUCAUCCAAGUCUGUCUGAUGGUGUGGUUAGGCUUCCUCUUAGCACAGGAGGCUCCUGGAAUUGCUACCCAAAUCACGCUGGACCCUCUCAUUCUGUGCAAGUCUAUCCUUUCUGGGCACUCACCUUGGUCCCAUGCAUGCUUCUGGCUCUGUAUGGGGCUUUCCCUCUCCUCUCACAAACUAGUUUUUGAGAAGUCGAACCGAAUCCCUUUCUGUGCUAACUUGUGUCCCUUCCUGUACCUGGGAGAACGAGGCUGGAGGAGGAGACCGUGCUUCUAGGUACAGCGGGAGCUAGGAGGAGGCCUGGCUGUGAAUCAGAGGACUCUGACCCCCAGUAACAGACGAGCUGCAGUAAGGCUCGGGCAGGGGGUGUCACAGCACCAAAAGCUUGUCCAGGUUUCCCAUCAUAAUGCUCAGAAAAGCACCCAGAGCCCCUCAGAAAGGCUGAACGUAACUGCUCUUAAAGGUGGUGGUGGUAGGUCAGAGUUGCUUCUGGCAGUUUCCCUCCCUUUCUUCGCGUACCCAUAGUUCAUUUUGAAGUCUUACCGUGUGGUUUACCAACGCAAGCCCCCCUUUGCCCCUGUUCAAAUGACCGAGCUCAAGCUCGCGCUAAAGCGACACGCCAGGUGGCUGCAGCCGCGGCACAGAACCGCCGCUGUCCUGCGGCCCCCGCGCCGGGGCCGGGUGGGUUGCGUUCAGUGGUGGCCAAGCUAGAUGCCGGCAGUUUGCCCUUGUGUUUUCCAUCUUCUCGCCCUCCUUGAGGUCACUGUGCACUUUCAACCAGCAUUUUAUAUCAGUGAGAUCGUUACCAGAAGUUGCCAUAUCUGUCUCCAGCACCUAACGUCCUUCCAGUUCAGGAGCUGUUCUCAUUGCCAACUGGCUGACCUGGCUCCGGGGAGUGUCGGCCCUUGGAGGAAUUGUUUUCCCCCAAAAUGCUCUCCAAAGCCCUGGUCGGCCUUGGCCUGACACUUGCUUUUUAUUAGGCCGCCUAUUACGAUGGCUGAGAAUCAUGAAAGACAGGUCCUCUGCUAGGCUUCAUGGGUGAAGUUUCUAGACCCUAGCUUUCUGGGAACUGGUGUUUGAUUGCGAAUGGCAUACGGCCCUUCUAUGUUCUAGGGACUCAAUUAGAAAAGUGAAAGCCAUUAACAAAAGUUUGCAAGAGUUUUUUGUUUUUUGUUUUCAUCAACUUCUUAACGGGGUUCAUAGCCGCCUUGACUAAAAUUAAAUCCUUUCUGAUUGGGUGCAAAGACCUGCAUUUCUUUGGACUUCUGAACCCAUGUUCAUAUUUUCUCUGACCACUGAACACCUUGGUGGGUCCGUCACGGAUUGGCAUGGAGGCCCCUCGGGGAGGGGGAGUUAGCGGCCCUCGGCUGGUCAGGUUCUCCACUCAACCUGAGGAAGGGCCAGGACUCCAUUCAGCAAAUACUGUCUUGGCUGUGGGCUUGGGAAGAAAUGGCCAUUAUUUACUGAUUGUAUUUGGUACAUAUUGUGUGAUACUUGAAGAGAUAAAAGGGACUUACCAGCCCUUAACUGAAAUCUAAGCUUUUUAUUGCUUAUUUUUUUCCUUGCCCUAUCUCCUCCCUGCCACCUUUUCCUUGCAUUGUGAUGAUCUAGCGGGCACUUCUCAACAGGACAAAUGCCUCCUCUGACUAUAACCUCUUAAUAGUUGUGUAUAAUGAAAACUGUAAACUUUUUUAAAUAAAAUGUGUAUAUAUACCUUG